Messenger RNA from Cinara cedri, 1040 nucleotides. The record is from the annotation of a GenBank genome assembly. Lineage: Eukaryota; Metazoa; Arthropoda; Insecta; Hemiptera; Aphididae.
AUGUUUGAUGACCAAAUAUCGCCAAAUUUAGAGAAUGACCCACAUGCUCUUAAAAUCCAUUUGGUAACCAGUACAUGUUAUGUUUUUGCAAGAUCAUUUUGUUACCAAACAACUUAUUUAAAUGUUAAAGUUAUACUUUAUUUUAUUUGAAUUUGGUUUUUAUUUUAAAUGUUCAAUGUUAAAAUAUUAUUUUAUUUUCAUUUAAUUUUUCCUGGUAGAAUGAGUUUUCAAACUUCUUUGAUAGUAUAUUUGAUGGAAGGGGUAUGACAUCAAUUGGAUGAGUUUCAAAAGAAUAUCAUUUCUUGUCAACUAUUACUAUUUUACAGGUUUUAUUGGUAGUAAAAUUGUUUUCUGUUAAUUUGUUAUUAGUGACUUGCAACAUAUUUGUAGAUUUUUAUAUUUUCUUUGAACUAUUAGGAGUGCUGGGUAGAACUAGUUGCUUUGUGACUUGGUGAAAAAUGACAUAACAAAGCGCUUCUAACCUGUUAUAGUGUAAUAUUAUUAUACUGAUCGGGUUAAGUGAUUCAAUAUUAUAUUUGACAAGUUCAAUUUAUGUUUUUCUUUCUUAAAAAUUGUGAUUAUCUUAUUUCAAGAUAUUAUGCUUAUUUUAUAAAUCAUUAAUAGCUAUGGAUUGGUUUUUAAUAUUGUAACAAAAUUAAUAUUUUUUUAAAUUAUUAUAUUUUGCAGCUAGAAAACUUCCUAUAAUCCCAAGCAAAUUAUUUGACAUUAAUUUGUCACUCCGAUGUUUUGAUAUUGAUCAAGAUAUACCUAUUCAUUUUUGUCCUGAACUAAUAGAAAAUAAACCACUGCUGUUUUAUAUCAAGCGCGAGGUUAUACAGGUGCCAACAGUAAAACCCAUGUAUACUGAUGAAGAGUUAAGAAAUUUACCUCAAUUUAAAACCAUGGCCACCGAUAUAGCUGAUCAGAAUGGGUCAUCUGGAGUAUUGGAGCUUAUUAGAUGUUGCAAAACUACCCAAGAGAAAAGAACCCAAUACGAACCAAUGAAUGAUAACAUCGCAAUUGAUAUAAUUCAGCAAUAA